AUGGUUAAAGGUGGAGCUUGUGGUAAAUUACUUUCUACGGCAGAGGCCGUUAAAUGUGGACAAUGUCCAGUAUUAUAUCAUCGAGCUUGUGUAGGACCGAACGCUCUAAGGUUAAUGAACGCUGGCAAUGUACAGAGUGUAAAAGGACUAUACCAAAGGGUAACAACUCUUCUACUCCUGUUAGGAGCAUGGUCACAGAGAGUGAAAAUUUAA
Molecule: messenger RNA, 213 nt
Organism: Parnassius mnemosyne (clouded apollo)
Lineage: Eukaryota; Metazoa; Arthropoda; Insecta; Lepidoptera; Papilionidae
Source: the annotation of a GenBank genome assembly